Molecule: messenger RNA, 306 nt
Organism: Acaulospora colombiana
Lineage: Eukaryota; Fungi; Glomeromycota; Glomeromycetes; Diversisporales; Acaulosporaceae
Source: the annotation of a GenBank genome assembly
GCUGAAAAUAUGCCCCGACUACUUCUUUUGAACAGCCAUACCAAGCUUCCGCUCCUAUGGAGGGUUUUGAGUAACAAUUUCAAAGACAAAGCUUCAUUCAGCGUGACUCGUAGCAAGGACAAGAUCCCUGAUCUUGCUUCUGGCUUGAACAUCUCGGUCGGUGAUGAGGGCAAAUCGAAGGUUUUAUAUUGGGCUCCUGGUGAAUCUGAACCAAAAUUAUACGACGGUGUUCUCAAGUAUGACCCUUUGAGCAAAUUUGUGAACAAUCUCUUGGAAGCUUCGGGGAGGGCCAAGGAGGAACUCUGA